AGCGUGUCUUACAAGGCUGUCAUGGGCAGUUGUGAACGCUGGGAGCAGUGGCGAGAAUGUAUGAGCUUGCUGGUUGACCAGCACUUAGGUGGAAUCAAAACAAACUUUGGGGCCUAUGCGCUGCCAUUUUUGGCGUCGGAGAAGUCCAAGUGGGAAGGGGUGUCGCAGUUGCUUCGAAAUGCCGGAGACCAACGACUUGACUUCGACGCAACCUUGAAUGGUGCAGUGGUUUCAUCCACCAAUUGGAAGUGGUCCAUGAUGCUUUUGCGGGAUUCAAGAGUCCUGGUUGACUUAGACUGCCUGGAGGUUUCAAAGCCAUUUUUUGAUGGGGCAGAGUGGUCCGUUGCAUCUCUGCUGCUUUCGGAGCUGCAAGAGAUGCAGCUCCAGUCGGACUCCGAAGCAUCCUUUUCACUGGCCUCCAGCCUUUGCAGGAAGGGGAUGUGGUGGAAGUCGCUCCUCGUGAGCCAAGAGCUUGGGCAGUUGGGAGUUACCUCAGAGGUCCUGGUCCUCAACAGCUUCAGUACAGCACUGCAGUGGAGCGAGGCUUUGGCAGCUCUUGGGCGGAUGGAGCCUGGACCUGGACUGGUGGACUAUGACGUGUUGGUGAUGGUUUGUUGGAAAUGUGAAGAGAAUUUCCUAGCGGCCCAACUCCUCAGGGAGUCCCAGGGCCUCCGUUCUCCCAUCUCUUUUCUCUGGGGACUUUCUGUCAUACACGAAGCGGAUCCCGGGGUGAUUCAUGCCGCGUGUCUGGAUGCCUGGGUGGCACUGAGGGAAGCUACAGGACCAUCGGACUUCGACUUGAUCACUGCAUGGAGGGCCAGUGCAGUUCUGGGCGCUGGCAAUGAGAGGUUUCACCAGUUCUUGGUCGAGCGGGUCAGAGAUCGCCUACCAAAACUGACCUUGGAAGAGUUAAGUUUUGCGGUGCAGGGGGCUGCUUCUACAACUGCACCCGUGGAUUUUUAUUUUUCCGUUCAAGCUUGUGGCCUUGAAUUCUUGAGGGACGGGCAGGUGGACUUAUCCUUUUCAAAGGACGGCCAGGAGAUCCUAUCGAUGGUUUUUGCAUGUAAAAUCGCAGGGGGAGAGAUCUCUUUCGUGUCUUCCGUGUUUCUUCGCGUCUUGCGUGCUGCCCUUCGGCGUCGUGGACGAUGGAUGGACCGCUCCGCUCGGAAGGACGUCCGCAAGGAGCAAUCGGUCGUCCCCAGUGACAAAGUGGAGGUGCCAAUCAUCGCCAGCGGCGGUGCUGACCGACCUGUGUUGUUGAAACCUCCAGGCUGGGAAGUCUACAACGAGAGGGUCGAGGCAUGCCCUCAAUUGCUGGGCUACGUGCAACGAACUUUGCCGCUUCGCCCCAUACAUCAGGACGUGGACCAUAACUAUGGCUUCUUACAUCGCUUGGACGUGCCGAGUAGCGGCCUGAUUUUGUUGGCGCGAAGUUAUGAAGCCUUCUACGAUUUGCAGUUGCAACUAUACAGCGGGUGGAUGGUUCGCGAGUACACUGUGCUGUGCCAUGGCAGCUUGUGCUUGACUAGGAACUGGUUGGAUUUCAGGCUGUUCUAUCAGGGAUCAGCACCAACCAAAGCUGGUGGCAGAGGGAAAAAGUCCGUUUCCCGUUUGUCAGUGGAAUCUUUGUAUUUUGAUGCCUCUGGCGCUUCGUUGACGCUCACACUUUGGCGCAUCGAAACUGGGCGACGGCAUCAAAUCCGUAGCCAAGCAGCUCAUGUGGGUCACUGCACAGUGCGAGAUAGGACCUACGGCAGUUCAGAGACCUUUCUGGCCGAUGCCCAGAUCUGCGAGCGGAAUUGGCUGCACCGACAUAGCUUGACCUUCGAUGUCGACGGCGAAGUCUGUGAAGUGAGUUGUGAGCUGCCUCCGGACUUGCGACGAAGCCUUGCAAUGUUGGUGAAAAAGGGGAUGGUUGAAAAAUGGCCUAGGGAAAAAAAACACCAAAAAUCGUGGUUGCAUGAGGGUUGA
Messenger RNA from Cladocopium goreaui, 1971 nucleotides. The record is from the annotation of a GenBank genome assembly. Lineage: Eukaryota; Dinophyceae; Suessiales; Symbiodiniaceae.